AUGAAGCUCACAAAGUCCCUCCCCUUUCCCUGGGCCACGUCAUCAUAGUUGCAAACAAACAUGGCGUCGCCCUGCACCGGCUCGUCCUGUCUCACUCUCUUUGCGCUGGUCGCGGCACUUUUUGCGGUGUUUUGUGUGACAAGGCCGGUGUCACCUCGGCUCGUUGGUCUCACGGUGGUGUCCGGGCUGUUGUUGCUGUGGCUGCGGAGUUUGCGGCAGCGGGACGCCGGGACCGAGCGGCGGGUGUGCGCGCUGGUGCUGGGGGACAUCGGUCGCAGCCCCCGAAUGCAGUACCACUGCUUGUCCCUGAGCAGACAUGGAUAUGAGGUGACGUUUGUCGGGUUUUUAGACUCCAAACCUCACCAGGACGUCCUGAGAGAGGAUAAAAUCAGGAUAGUCCCCAUAGCAGAGGUGAAAGGUGUUCGAGUGGGACCAAAGCUCCUCACGUAUGUGACGAAGGUGAUUGUUCAGUGUCUGCAGCUUUGCUCUGUGCUGCUGAGGAUGGAACUGCAUUCUCACAUUCUACUGCAGAAUCCCCCUGGUCUGCCCACUAUCGCAGUGGCCUGGUUAGUGUGUGUCCUGCGCGGCAGCAGAUUGAUCAUCGACUGGCACAACUAUGGCUACACCAUCAUGGCCCUGAGUCACGGACAGAGACACCCGGUGGUCAGAUUGGCGAAGUGGUACGAGCACUUCUUCGGCCCUCUGGCCACUCACAACCUGUGUGUUACCAACGCCAUGAAGGACGACCUGCAGAAAAACUGGGGCAUCAAAGCGACAACUCUUUACGACAGACCAGCCUCCAUCUUCAGAGAGACUCCACUGAAGCUGCAGCACGAGCUCUUCGUGAGACUGGCCAACACUUAUCCUCAGUUUCAGCACAGAAGUUCUGAGGAUGUGGAGGUGGAGGCGGAGAACUCGAUCUUCUCAGUCCGUGAUCUCACUGACGUAUCUGUGACCUUGAGGAAGGAGCGGCCGGCUCUGCUGGUCAGUAGCACCAGCUGGACAGAGGAUGAAGACUUCUCUGUCCUGCUGAAGGCUCUUGAAGAGUAUGAAGGGUUCAUUAAAGAUGGAGCUUCGUUACCAUCUUUAGUCUGUGCGAUCACAGGUAAAGGUCCUCAGAAAGAACACUACAGGAAGCUGAUAGACUCUCUCAAUCUAGAGCAUGUGAAGAUCUGCACUCCCUGGCUGGAGGCAGAAGAUUAUCCUGUUUUAUUAGGUUCAGCAGACCUGGGUGUUUGUCUCCACAUGUCGUCCAGCGGUCUGGAUCUGCCCAUGAAGGUGGUGGACAUGUUCGGCUGCUGUCUGCCCGUCUGCGCCAUCAAAUUCGACUGUUUACAUGAGCUGGUCAAAGACAAGGAGAAUGGACUCAUCUUCACUGACUCUCAGGAGCUCGCUGAGCAGCUCAAGUCUCUCCUGUCAGAGUUUCCCAGUUCAGCAGGCAGACUGGAUUCGUUCAGGAGGUACCUCCGCACCAGCAGAGGGCAGCGCUGGGGCGACAACUGGGACCAGAACGUCCUGCCUCUAAUCACUGCAGAGAGAUAAACAUCAGGUUUGCUUUUUUUUGAAGGACUUUAUAUAUUUCAGAUAAAAAAUUGUACGGUGACUUCACGGUGAAGAGGAGCAAGUCAGACCAUGUGAUGAUGAUAAUAGUAAAUUCUCACCUGUAAAAUAAAACAGACGUGUUGUCAGUUGAGCAGGUAGUAAUCUUCUUGUUUCAAUAGAGAAAAUGAAUGAACUGGUUAAUUUUGUGACUUCUGUAAUAUCAUCAUGGUUUUACUACCAGCAUCAUGAACUUCAGGCGCAGUACUCCAAACUAGUUCCAAUGCACCAAAUGAACAUCCUCAUCGUUCAAGGUUCAUAUCGGAGGUGAAGACGACAAGCAGUCCUGUGAGAUGCUUCCUCUUCUUUUUCUUCUUCUAUUGUUUAAUGUCUCAACUUCCUACAAUUGGUCAGAAAGUCCAAACAAUGCACAAAAAAAAUGUUUUCCACUGAAAACCAACUAAUCCUGGUUCAGUUUGAUCAGGACCAAAACCAGCUCUUUGGGUCAGACUAAAUUAGAUCGAUAGUCUGACUAAGGCACCUUUUGCACCUUCUACUUUGGCUCAGACUGAAAAUUCUGAAGGUUCAGACCAAAUCAUUGUAGGUGUGACAUAUUUUUUUUCCUACUUCAGAGAACUUGAAUGUAUAAAAGAAACUUUGAUGAUGUACUUUUGUAAAUAAAAUCUGUAUGGUGCUA
Pleuronectes platessa (European plaice) is the source of this 2236-nucleotide messenger RNA. It is a transcript of the gene alg1, whose product is annotated as ALG1 chitobiosyldiphosphodolichol beta-mannosyltransferase. NCBI's taxonomy places the organism in Eukaryota, Metazoa, Chordata, Actinopteri, Pleuronectiformes, Pleuronectidae. Gene Ontology annotation, cellular component: endoplasmic reticulum. The record is from RefSeq and is a predicted model, not a curated record. Gene Ontology annotation, molecular function: mannosyltransferase activity.